UACUUCGGCAGUUGAAGAGAAAGCGUGAUCUAACUAGAAAGUUUGGAGAAACGAUCAACGCGAAAAAACGUGAUGAGUUUAGUUGAGAGGCGAAAGGUUACUUUUAUUUCAUAAAAAGAAAUCUCCUUUGUAUCCAAGGGUGCACAACUCGGUUCUCUUUUGACAUUGGAUCGCGAUAGAGCCGAAGUUUCACGGCACGCGAAUGGACGUCAUGUUGGGGGAUCGUCGAGCCCUGCUGAUGAUAGUAACAUUACUAUCUGGUUGUCUCGUUUUGGCUGACGAUGGUUUUAAAAUCGAAGACGAAGUAUUAGGAAGCGGUGCAUUCGGCGUAGUGAGGAAGGCACAGGCAAAGACGAUCUGCGCACGCGAAACAGUCACGACAGUUGCGGUCAAGACGGUCCGACCGACGGCCAACCUGAACUGCAUGAAGGCCCUUCUUCGCGAACUCAGGAUUCUCGUUUACUUGGGUCAACAUCUGAACAUUGUCAACCUUCUCGGCGCGUGCACAAAAAAUAUUGAUUUGGGCGAACUCUUGGUCGUCGUCGAAUACUGCCGGUACGGGAACUUACACGACUACUUGGUGCGACGCAGAGUCAACUUCAUCGAUCAAUUGAACGAUUCCGGAGAAAAAAUAUGCGUUUCGGCUGCCCGUGAAGACGCGAUCAAGGUCGAUGACGUUGGUACAAACACGGACAGCCGUUCCGAUGGCAAUUCUACAAUAGUAAACUGCUCGAAUAACGUUACUUCCAAGACUACGGAUGCAAGAGUGGACGACUGUUCCCCGAGUGUCAGUUUAACGGAACUCAACGCGCCGUUGAAGUAUCCAGGUGAUCGGACGGAUUUCAACUCAAGGCCGACGUGCACGCACGACUUGGUGUGUUGGGCUUGGCAGGUUUCUUGUGGCAUGCAGUAUCUCGGCGCGAAAAAGAUCAUACACGGUGACUUGGCAACCAGAAAUAUACUUCUCGCCGAUGACAACGUGGUAAAGAUCUGUGACUUUGGUUUGUCAAAGUCUCUUCGGGAAGAAGAGAAUCAGAAGAGCACGGAGAAUGGUCCUCUCCCCGUCAAGUGGAUGGCCAUCGAGUCGCUCAGGGAUCGAGUGUUUUCUACCAAAUCGGACGUCUGGUCUUUCGGCGUCGUUUUGUGGGAACUGUUUUCUUUGGCGAGAACUCCUUAUCCCCUGAUAAGACCUGAGGAUAUGUGCCGAAAACUAGCCGAAGGUUAUCGUAUGGAGAAACCGCCGUACGCGCCGAGAAGCAUUUACCAAAUGAUGCUUCGUUGCUGGAAUGCGGAGCCGUCGGAACGACCGUCGUUCGAAAAGCUGACGAUCAACAUAGCCGAGCUGAUUGAAGAGCACGUGAAAACGACGAAGUAUUAGGAAGCGGUGCAUUCGGCGUAGUGAGGAAGGCACAGGCAAAGACGAUCUGCUCACGCGAAACAGUCACGACAGUUGCGGUCAAGACGGUCCGACCGACGGCCAACCUGAACUGCAUGAAGGCCCUUCUUCGCGAACUCAGGAUUCUCGUUUACUUGGGUCAACAUCUGAACAUUGUCAACCUUCUCGGCGCGUGCACAAAAAAUAUUGAUUUGGGCGAACUCUUGGUCAUCGUCGAAUACUGCCGGUACGGGAAUUUACACGACUACUUGGUGCGACGCAGAGUCAACUUCAUCGAUCAAUUGAACGAAUUCGGAAAAAAACUAUGCGAUUCGGCUGCCCGUGAAGACGCGA
Neodiprion fabricii is the source of this 1729-nucleotide messenger RNA. RefSeq names its product platelet-derived growth factor receptor alpha-like. The transcript has 8 exons. NCBI's taxonomy places the organism in Eukaryota, Metazoa, Arthropoda, Insecta, Hymenoptera, Diprionidae. The coding region runs from base 203 to 1378 and encodes 391 amino acids. Gene Ontology annotation, cellular component: signaling receptor complex. Gene Ontology annotation, biological process: positive regulation of kinase activity; multicellular organism development; protein phosphorylation. Gene Ontology annotation, molecular function: transmembrane receptor protein tyrosine kinase activity; ATP binding. The record is from RefSeq and is a predicted model, not a curated record.